Messenger RNA from Ziziphus jujuba (common jujube), 431 nucleotides. RefSeq lists its product as uncharacterized. NCBI's taxonomy places the organism in Eukaryota, Viridiplantae, Streptophyta, Magnoliopsida, Rosales, Rhamnaceae. The record is from RefSeq and is a predicted model, not a curated record. The annotation marks the transcript as partial. The transcript has 3 exons.
AUUCUGAUAUCUGAGCUCAGAACUUCGAUCAGCGAACGCGGUAACCAAAGAGACAAAGACCGUGAAAGGGCUCAGGCCAGGGCAGGAAACAAGCGUAAGCAGCCCAAAAACGACGGAUUAACUCCUGAACAACGCCGAGAAAGGGACGCAAAAGCACUUCAAGAAAAAACCGCUAGGAAAGCUGCGCAGGGUGCAGGAGGGAACAAUGCUGUUGGUGUUGGUGGUAAAAAAUAAAAUGGUGGGUGCUGGUGGUAAUUGUGAAGUAUGAGUUUAGAGUAGGAAAUAUUGAAAUUUGAAUCUAAAUCAAAUUUGGGUUUCUGGUGUGAUUGGGUCACACUUAUGUGCUUUUGUGUUGGAAUGCAUCGAUGUUGGCUUUUGAACCUUUUUGAACUUCAUCUGUGAUUUGGAAUGAAAAUUAAUUCUCUUUGGAA